GCUUUAAGAAGCUCAUGUAAAGCUACACUAGUUGGGGGAUAUUUCCACAUCAAACACACAGAGGAUGUCAAACUUGGGGCAGUUUGAGUCUGAUUUUUAUCAAUCUAAUUAUACCAUUGAUAAUCAAGAGCCGAGUUGUAAUGAUUCUAAUGCCCAUGGACACCUCUACGGACGUGGAAAACAAGCGGAUGCUCAGCCUCAGCCUGCCUCUUUUGUUCCACCAGAAAUGCUCAUGCCACCAGAUUACGCAGGACAAUUUUUUCAGCCAGCUUCCACCUCGGAUUAUUAUUCACAAUCUUCUUCCAUUGGCAGUUUUGACGAAGAGCCUCCUUUGCUAGAAGAACUUGGAAUCAAUUUUGAUCACAUAUGGCAAAAAACCUUGACGGUGUUAAACCCAAUGAAACCAGCAGAUGGCAGCAUUAUGAACGAAACGGACCUCACUGGGCCCAUCCUGUUUUGCAUUGCUCUGGCAGCCACCCUGCUUCUGGCAGGCAAAGUCCAGUUUGGUUACGUGUACGGCAUGAGUGCCGUAGGCUGCCUUGGUGUUUAUGCCUUACUGAACCUGAUGAGCUCUUCCGGGGUGUCCUACGGCUGUGUGGCCAGCGUGCUGGGGUACUGCCUGCUGCCCAUGGUCAUCCUGUCCGGCUGCGCCGUCUUCUUCUCCCUGCAGGGCACCCUUGGCACCGUGUCAGCCCUGGUCAUCGUUGGCUGGUGCAGCCUCUCGGCUUCCAAGAUCUUCACGUCAGCCUUGGACAUGGAGGGGCAGCAGCUUCUGAUCGCGUACCCCUGUGCCUUGCUCUACGGACUUUUUGCCCUCCUGACAGUUUUCUGAAGAACGUUUAAGGUGGCCUUCCGAGAUUCUGAUUCGUUUGCUGUUCGGAUCAUCUCGGAAAUGUAUUCGUAUUCGAAGUUGGUGGUGUCCUUUCUGUCUUAACUGCUGUCGAGAGAAUCAUAAGCAGAGAGACAAAACAGCACUUAAGGAUGGUUCCCUAAUAGCCUAUUGGUUUCAAUGAUGUUUUGCUUUUCAGUUUGGUGCAUUAAAACAUUUAAAAAUGCUUAGUAAAAAGAGACGUUGGCUGCUGUACUGAUGGACCCUACUUUUCUCAAUAGAUGUAUUUCUGAGAAAUUAUAAGUAAAUAAGAUCGUAUGCUUACCGAUUAAAGGAAAUCUCUAAUAAGCCUUUUGAAAAAAAAUUCAUGGCAGCUCAAGCUGUGUGCAAUGUGGGUUAAAAAUUGCACUGUUUAGCACCUUUGGAGACUUCAGGGGUAUGUUAUACAGGGUUUUUAUUUACGUGAAGAGUCAAAGAACCUCCUGUCUUUCAAUUCACUUACUUUAAUAAUGGUUGUUUGGUCUCAUUUAGAUAAUGCAUUGACUCACUACUUUUCCAAGCCCUCACUUCCUUCUUACUUAGUUAAGAUGCCAUGGUCCAUUACUAUAAUUUCUCCCUUGCGUAUGCCAUCAGCAACCUUGCCAUUUUCUCCCUAAGUAGAUGAAUGUCACUAGAGAAAAUCCCACUUAUUUCACAUUUAUUGUAUUACCAUAUCUCAAAUGGCUCCUCGAUACUACCCGUGAGUCCUACUACAUUCUCCUACUAAAUUUGCUUCCAUACCAGACUUUAUUAGAUUGUUGAUAUUUGAGCUUUCUAUUUUUUUUGGA
Microcebus murinus (gray mouse lemur) is the source of this 1656-nucleotide messenger RNA. The record is from RefSeq and is a predicted model, not a curated record. NCBI's taxonomy places the organism in Eukaryota, Metazoa, Chordata, Mammalia, Primates, Cheirogaleidae.